UGAGCUUUUCACGUUCAACAACCUAAAAAAUUAAAUUGUCUUGUUUCCAUAUAAAUUUUGUCAUGGACUCCAAACGCGAUGAGGACGAGAUAAAAUUAGAUCCGCCGCUCUUCUUGCCCUGCGAUUUGAGUGAUUUCCGGGAUCCGGGUAAAAAGGGUGAAAUCACUGGGGCCUGUGAGGAAUUGGACAAGUUGAGUGCACAGGACGAGAUCAGUGUAUCGAGCAUAAUCUCUGCAUUGAUUCGACCCAUUGAACCAUCCGAGGAUCAGUAUAAACAAUGCGAUUGGGGCAUUGAUCCAAAAAACUUUUUGCCCGUAAAACAGGCCGUCAUCUUUAAGGAGCAAUUGUUCAUCUCGAAGCUGCGAAACACGAACUGCAAGUUGACCGAGAAUCUGAAGAUCUUCUUUGAGCGCGAAUUGAAACAGAUUGGAAAGUUUUGCCUGAAUGUGGAGGAGACAUUCGAUGGAUAUGUUGUCUACAGCAGCAGCAAGAUGAAGAAGGGCAAAGGGAUCACCGAGUGUGGACAUCAGCUCAAAGGCAAAUACGAUGAUAAAUUUCUGCUGAUCUGCGAGAAACGCUCCGAAUUCGAUCGUAUCGAUCAUGCCUUUAUGGAGAAGAUCCUCGAGGUGAGAAACCACGCUGAUCUCUAUUUGACGGCGAUAAGGGAAACGCGAAUCAACGAGGAAGCGCAAAAGUUCAAGGCAACCGUCGAUAUCAAGGAUCGCGAUCACACUUUUGUCUUGGAUGGUGGCAUUAUGCUUCUGAUGAGGCAUCUCGUUUGUCACAACUUUGUCGGCAGCUACGAGUACUACACUAUGAAUCUCUUUGGACGAGUGCUGCGCUGCAAUCUGAUAGUCCACAAGGAGCGCAAACUGGUGCGAAUCUUUUAUCGCACCUACAAGAACACCGUGCACAUUGUGACCCAACAAUGCUUCAACGAUGAGCUACAGGAUGUGGCCGAGACCUUUAUGACCCCAGAGGGUCGCAUUGUGCUGCACUUUUGGCGUGGCUAUAACUAUCUGCUGCAUGCUGCCUGUUUGCCCCCCAAAAAAAAGAAGGAGUACAUUCUGCCCAAACUAGAGUUGAUGUGGCGUCAGGAUGUCGCCUUGAGUCGCAAGUUUAGACAGCUCAAGGCAUUGAACUACGAGAACUCCAUGAAGUAUCUAGAAUCGAACUCGGAACUGGCCGACUUUAUGCAGGACUAUGUGUUGAAUGUGCUGCGUUAUAAGCCCACAAAUGUUUUGGAGUUCUCCAUUAUGUUCUUCCAGAACAUGGCCAACAGCUAAAAGUGCUCUAUCUUUCCUGUUAUAACAAUCCUCUAAAAUGUCUCUGAGUGUUUCGAAUAAAAGUGAAAUCGCUAAAGUA
This is a messenger RNA of Drosophila innubila, 1365 nucleotides long. RefSeq lists its product as uncharacterized. The record is from RefSeq and is a predicted model, not a curated record. The transcript has 2 exons. Lineage: Eukaryota; Metazoa; Arthropoda; Insecta; Diptera; Drosophilidae. The coding region runs from base 63 to 1286 and encodes 407 amino acids.